Messenger RNA from Tetranychus urticae (two-spotted spider mite), 3478 nucleotides. NCBI's taxonomy places the organism in Eukaryota, Metazoa, Arthropoda, Arachnida, Trombidiformes, Tetranychidae. The record is from RefSeq and is a predicted model, not a curated record.
AAUCUUGCAAGUUGCGUCCCAAAAUGAGAUUACUCUACACUAGUAUUUCUGACACGUUGAUGUAUGCAACAAAGCUUCAAGUCUUGAAUCAAAGUAAACAUCCCAUGUUAAAACAUUACUAACCUGUGUCCACUAUUUAUCCAUAGGUUUGAUACCAAUGUCUGCUGAUUAAAUUUGACAAGCCAGUUCAAGCAAUUCAAACGCCUGCCAAGAAGUCAAUCCAAAUUUGAUCCAGGAAAUCAAAGCUAUCUCGACUGGUUAGUGGUAAAGUAGUUAACUAACUAAACGGUUGACAUUGAUUGCUGCCUGUUGAUUGUGUUGCUUGGUUGCUUGUUUCCCAGCUUUCUUACGAUCUAUUUGCCAAAUUACUAAACCAACGAGUUUGCUCCAAACAGUCAUCUGCUGUUAUCAAGUCACGUUGGUAAUAAUACAAACUGAUUUGUUUUUCUCUCGUGUUUUUGUUCUGAUUUAUUCAUCUAAUCAUUAUUUUAUCCACAAUUUUUCCCCGCUAAUAUUAUUUUCUUCAAUUGACAUCUAUAAUUCACCGAUCCGUGCUCAUUCUGUUCACCUUUUGGGCCCAUGUUUUGAUCAACGUUUAUGACCACAGAAUCAUCUACACACUUUCAUUCUGACUAUAUGUAAAUUUUUUUCAACCAAUUACAACAGAAGUACAACUUUAAACUUGUCACAAGAUGGAAGAAUCGCCUAAUCAAGGAUCAAUUAUUAGUUUUGAAGUUUUCUUAACCCUGGUUAUAUGUGGUCUUGGUGCAUAUUAUUAUUUAACCAAACGUAAAUCAAAUGAAUUUGAUACUAAAUCAAUCAAGAGUUUCACCGUAGAUACUCAACCCAAUCGAAGUAACAGUAUUAGUGAUUCUGGUUUCGUUAACAAAAUGAAAUCAACUGGUAGAAACAUUGUUGUCUUCUAUGGAUCACAAACCGGUACUGCAGAGGAAUUUGCUGUUCGAUUAGCUAAAGAGUCAGCUCGCUAUGGGAUGAAGGCCUUAGUUGCAGACCCUGAAGAAUGUGAUAUUGAAGAAUUGACUAACUUGAAUACACUGCCGAACUCUUUGGCCAUUUUCUGUGUGGCCACUUACGGUGAAGGUGACCCUACGGAUAAUGCUUUAGAUCUCAAUGAAUGGCUUCAAAAUACAACUGUAGACCUCAAUGGAUUAAAUUAUGCCGUUUUUGGAUUGGGUAACAAAACUUAUGAACACUUCAAUGCUUUUGGUAAAUAUAUUGACAAAAGACUUGCAGAGUUAGGUGCAAAUAGAGUUCAUGAAUUGGGCAUGGGUGAUGAUGAUGCAAACAUCGAAGAAGAUUUUAUCACAUGGAAAGAACAGCUUUGGUCUUCUGUUUGUUCCCUUUUCAAUGUCCAAUUAUCUGGAGAAGACAUUAAUCUGCGACAAUAUGAAUUAGAAGUGCACAAUGAUUUACCUAAAGAAGCAAUUUACGUUGGAGAAAUCGCCAGACUUGGAUCAUACAGAAAGCAAAGACCACCAUUUGAUGCUAAAAAUCCAUUCUUGGCACCUAUCGUAGUGAACCGAGAACUAUACAAAGGAGACCGUUCGUGUAUGCAUGUUGAAUUUGAUCUAGUUGGCUCUAAAAUAAGAUAUGAAGCUGGAGAUCACCUUGCCAUCUAUCCUCAGAAUGAUUCUUCAAUUGUCAACAAACUUGGAGAAUUAUUAAAAGUUGAUUUGGAUACUGUUAUUUCUUUGAAAAAUGUUGACGAGGAUAGUUCCAAGAAAAACCCAUUCCCAUGUCCUUGCAGCUAUCGAACAGCGUUAACUCAUUACGUGGAUAUCUGCCAUACCCCAAGAACUCACGUACUUAAAGAAUUGGCAGAUUAUGCAACCAAUGAAGCAGAUAAAGAAAUGUUGAAAAAGAUGAGCAGCUCUACGGAUGAAGGAAAAGCCUUGUACUCUGAAUGGAUAAUAAAGAGUGCCCGUAGUAUUGUUCAUGUGCUUGAAGAUUUACCUUCUUGUAAAAUUCCAUUGGAUCAUCUGCUUGAAUUUAUGCCUCGACUUCAGCCACGUUAUUAUUCAAUUUCAUCUUCACCCAAGAUUAAUCCAGAGCGUGUUAGUAUCACUGCUGUUUUAGUUGAAUAUAAAUCAUUUACCGGUCGAAUUGUUCGUGGUGUUACUACUGGUUGGCUAAAAACAAUGGAUCCAAAUGGCAACCACGUUGCUCCUUGUUUUGUCCGUCGAUCUCAAUUCAAGUUACCAACUAAAUCUCAGGUUCCCAUUUUGAUGAUUGGUCCUGGAACUGGUUUAGCUCCGUUUAUGGGUUUCAUCCAAGAACGCCAAUGGAUGUUAGAUCAAGGAAAACCUUUAGGUGAAGCCAUUCUCUAUUACGGGUGUAGGAAACAAGCUGAAGAUUAUCUUUACGAACAAGAAUUGGCUGCAAGUCUGAAAUCUGGUGCUCUCACCAAGCUUUAUGCAGCUUUCUCUCGUGAUCAACCCGAGAAGGUUUAUGUUACUCACCUUCUUAAGCAGAAUAAGAAAGAGCUUUGGAAUCUUAUCGAGGAGAAGAAAGGUCACAUUUAUAUUUGCGGUGAUGCCAGGAACAUGGCUCGGGAUGUUCGAGAUAUCAUUCUAUCUACUAUUAUGGAAGAAAGUGGCAAAACAAGUCAAGAAGCUGAUGCUUAUAUUAAGAGAAUGGAAGUUCAAAGAAGAUAUUCUGCUGAUGUGUGGAGUUAGAUGUUGCUAGAAAUUUAAUGGAAUUUUAUUUUUUACAAAUUGAUUAUAAAUGAAUUGAGUCAUCCCCAAAUUGUCACAAUAUCUUCAUCUUACAUCAUAUUUUUUCUUAAAUGGUGCAAUAAUCAAAUCAACGUAAUUUAUAAAUUACAUUUGAUCUUACUGCUGCUAUGCACUAUUACCUAUGAUGUUAAUACCUACUGAUUGUUCUGUUUUUAAGUUACAAUUUCUGUAUUAUAUCUUUUCUAGACUUUGAGCAUUCCUAGGCCUUUCAUCUACGUUCUAACAAGACCUUGGCUAUGCAUUAAUCGUUCCUACUAAUUUGGAAAUCAAUCACACUAAUUUAUAAUUAUUCAAAAUUGAUAAGGAAAAAAGGAAUACAUAAAGACUUUUAUCAAAUUAUCUUUAAUUUUUUCCAGCUCGCUCAAGGAAGCAACAAUUGCCCUCACAAGUUAUCUUAUUGUUUAUUUUCAAUUUUUUUCCUCCUCUGAACGAGCAAUGAAUCAAAAACUCAGCUUGGACAAUUUAUCAUCUCGUCUUUCAUUUUUUGAUGGAUUUACCAGAAUCAUCUUAAUCACCACCAAAUAUUUACUUCAUCUUCACUAUUGUUUUUGAAAUUAAUGCCACAAUUUGAAAAAUUAUGAGCCGAAGAAGUGUCCUUACCAAGUUUUGACUUUAAAUCAAUACUUAAAAUCAUAAAGUCGAAAAAUCCGUUCAUUUUUAAACCGUCAAAAUUUUCAAAUAUUUGAUUAAAGGAUCAUUAGAAAGAUCUUUAAAUAUAAACU